Hypomesus transpacificus is the source of this 871-nucleotide messenger RNA. RefSeq names its product mitochondrial ribosomal protein S24 (gene mrps24). The coding region runs from base 88 to 603 and encodes 171 amino acids. Gene Ontology annotation, biological process: translation. The transcript is spliced from 4 exons. Gene Ontology annotation, cellular component: mitochondrion. The record is from RefSeq and is a predicted model, not a curated record. Lineage: Eukaryota; Metazoa; Chordata; Actinopteri; Osmeriformes; Osmeridae.
UUUGUUUCUCUCCACUCAACUCACUAUAUAAAAAAUGUGGACAAACGACUAAACCAUCCUUCCCACAAAUCAUUUCGUCCAUCGAAAAUGGCUGCGUCCUUGAGCCACCGAAGUAUGAUGUUGUCGACGGCUCUGUGUAGAGCUGGCACUGCCGUUGCCACUAAUUCAGGAACUCGAGCACUUCAUGUCACUUCAGUGUGUUGCAAGAAUCGAGCAGCCCGCAUUCGUGUAAGGAAAGGAGACCGACCACUGACCUAUGAGGAAGCCCUCCAUCCACAUCACAUUGGCCACCGCAAAGGCUGGUUAUCCCUGCACUGCAGUAAUCUAAAAGAGGAGGAGGGUGCAGCUGAGCGUACAGUGGAGGAUGUGUUUGUGCGACGCUUUAUGUUUGGAACUUUUCACAACUGUCUGGCCAAUGAAAUAGUGAUAAAGAGGCGUGGCAAUUUGAUGUUGGUAUGUGCCCUGAUGUUGCACAAAAUGCCCCCACAGAAGUUUUACUUCUUGAUUGGCUACACAGAAGAGCUACUCUCCCACUUCUACAAAUGCCCUGUCAAGUUGGAAAUUCAGACCCUGGGCCAGAAGGCCGUUUACAAAUACCUUUGAGGAUCCACUACUGGUCAUGAAGACCUGAAAGAAGGGACUUAUAAUCAACAGAAGCUGUACACCACAGACGUUGUGAUGUCAUUUGAAUUGUUCUUGGCCGCUAGCCAGUCCAGUGUUGUUCAAAAGCCUGUAAGUCAUCCAAUAAUACAAUGGGAAUAGAUAUCUCUUUUAAAAUCAUGCUGGUUAGCGAUCUAUAUUUCACAACUGCUGAAAAUUGCAUCUGGUUUUAUAAGCAUGUGUAGGAAUAAUAAAAAUGACUUUCAUUGCU